AUGCCGCCGUCGUUUCAACAGCAGCACUCCGGCCCUUCUACGGUGCCAACCGGCACCGCUCUGAACCGAGGUCGUCCGAUGAACCGGCAAAGGGACAGGAGGGAGAAUCAGGAGAACGAAGGAGCGGCGCAGAUGGCGAAUAAUCUGAAACGGCGCCGGGAGGUUAGGGUUCGGCUAAGAGGCCUUCAAGCGCAAGUUGCAGAGUGCUCGAACCGCAAUGAGCUGAGCAUCGGGUCGAGCAAGUUCGAGGAGAUUCUGGAGACAGCCAACAAGCUGACGACGAACCCUGGCGUGGCCUCGGACCUGAAGCUGCGCGAGAAGCUUAUGGACGCCGAUGUGCUGGACGGCCUCUCUCAGGUGCUCGCACACUCCACGGAGGCGCUGCUGCGCCGCCACGCUGCCACGCCUGAGCAGUUCGUUGCGGCGCUUAGAGCCAAGCUGGGCCCCAUGGAGGCGGAGGCGCCCAAGCGCAGGGCGCAGGCAGUCAGGCGCAAGAGGGACGUGGUGGGGGCAAGUGUUGUUCCCGUGCAGCUGAACAAGCAGCAAGGGAAGGAAGGGGAUGGAGCAGAGGGUGGCAGUGGCAGCAAGGAGACGGCAACGGAGGGGACAGUGAAGGAGAUGUAUCGUCGGCUCAAGAGGGCGCCGCGGCACCGCGUGCAGCUGCCGCAGCUGCUGCUGUCGCGCACGUCCUUUGCUCACACGGUGGAGAACAUGUUUGCGCUCUCCUUCCUUGUGAAAGAAGGCCGCGUGGGACUCACGCCUGAUCCGACCUUUGGGGCUGCUGUUGACCUUCGCCCACCCACGGAGCCCGCAUCAGGCAGCGCGCAGCCGAAGGGGCAGUUUAUCAUGCGCCUUGACAUCAACGACUGGAAGGUUAACAUUCUGUAUUCGGGUAUACUUCCGCUGACCAUGCUGCUCUGGUGGAUGGACGUAUCACAACCGCAAGUCAGAGCAUGGUUGCAUCAGCUGGGCUUGACUGGGACAACCUUGGCUGAAGGGAGAAUGACUCUCCUUGUACAACUACUCCAGAAACCCAUUGAGCUCUGUGGUAUCGGAAUGCGGAGGCUAAGUGAAUCUGUCAGAACAGUCGUCGAGAAUAUAGCCGCAAUAUGGCAGCUGAAAGAGGCAACGGAUGCCAGAAUGAGGGCUCUUGGUGAGCAGCUGGAGGAGACACGGAGGGAGGUGGAGGAAGCUGAAAGGAGGAGGACAGUGGAGUGGAAUGCAAUGAGGGAGCAGGUGGUGGAGAGGGAGCGGGAGCUGGCAGCAGUGAGAAGUGAGUUGGGUGAACACAGAGCCUCUUUGACCGAGCGAGUGGAGGAGGUUGCAAGGCGAAGGGCAAUAGACUCGAGAGAGCUCAGAGGGCUGGUGGAGGAGAGGGAAAGGGAGCUAGCAGCGAUGGGGAUGGAGUUGAUGGAACAUAAGCUCUCAAUGGUCGCGCAGAUGGAUGAGGUUCAGAGAAGGACAGGGGAGUUGCUGCAGUUGAGGGGGCGGGUGGAGGAGAGUGAGAGAGAGUUGGGUGCGGUGAGGGUGGAGAUGAGUGGGUUCAGGAGGGAGUUGGGGGAAAGGGAGAGAGAGUUAGCAAUAAUGAAGGGAGCGUUGGUAGCAGUGCAAGGAGAGCUGGCAGCAGUGAAGGGGGCCGUGGAGGAAGGUCAAUCCGAGAUGAUGAGUGCUCUGCAGGGGCAGCAGGAAGUGGCAAGGAGGGAGUUGGCUGCGGCCAUAGAAGAUUUCACUGAAUUCAAGGACUCGGUGACAGAACAACUGGAUGCAGCUGAAAGUUGGAAAGAAGAUUCCAGCCAAUCAGACGAGUGCUUAUCGAAAGAGGAGAGGGAGGAGAGGGAAGCAGAGGUUGAAAGAGCAUGGGAGGUGAGUUAA
Closterium sp. NIES-65 is the source of this 1872-nucleotide messenger RNA. The record is from the annotation of a GenBank genome assembly. Lineage: Eukaryota; Viridiplantae; Streptophyta; Zygnematophyceae; Desmidiales; Closteriaceae.